GUUAACCCCAGAGCUUUUUGCACCCCACCCCCCUGCUCCCGCCCAAGGUUCCUAAAAAAGAAAGGUGUAAAGUUUGGUCCAGAUAGGGAAUGAAUGAUCAAAGCCAAGCCGAUACUUCCUGUUGCCAGGACACUAUAUAUAACGUGAUGAGUGCACGGGCUGCAGAGAAGCACCAGAGCGCUCGCCCAGCCGCCGCCACCGCCUCCCAGCGCCUGAGGUUUCCCGGGGACCACAAUGAACAAGCUGCUGUGCUGUGCGCUCGUGUUCUUGGACAUCUCCAUUAAAUGGACCACCCAGGAAACUUUUCCUCCAAAGUACCUUCAUUAUGACCCAGAAACCUCUAAGCAACUGAUGUGCGACAAAUGUCCUCCUGGCACCUCCCUAAAACAGCACUGCACAGCAAGGCGGAAGACCGUGUGUGCCCCCUGUCCUGACCACUACUACACAGACAGCUGGCACACCAGUGACGAGUGUCUGUACUGCACCCCAGUGUGCAAGGAACUGCAGUACGUCAAGCAGGAAUGCAAUCGCACCCAUAACCGCGUGUGUGAAUGUGAGGAGGGGCGCUACCUGGAGCUAGAGUUCUGCUUGAAGCACAGGAGCUGUCCUCCUGGAUUUGGAGUGCUACACGCAGGAACUCCAGAGCGAAAUACAGUUUGCAAAAGAUGUCCAGAUGGAUUCUUCUCGAAUGAGACGUCAUCUAAAGCCCCCUGUAGAAAACACACAAACUGCAGUGCAUUGGGGCUCCUUCUAACUCAGAAAGGAAAUGCAACUCAUGACAACAUAUGUUCUGGAAACAGUGAAUCGACUCACAAAUGUGGAAUAGAUGUAACCCUGUGUGAGGAGGCGUUCUUCAGGUUUGCUGUUCCUACAAAGCUUACCCCUAAUUGGCUCAGUGUCUUGGUAGACAAUUUGCCUGGCACCAAACUAAAUGCAGAGAGUGUGGAGAGGAUAAAACGACGACACAGCUCACAAGAACAGACUUUUCAGCUGCUGAAGUUAUGGAAACAUCAAAACAAAGACCAAGACAUGGUCAAGAAGAUUAUCCAAGGUAUCAACCUCUGUGAAAACAGUGUGCAGAAGCAUAUCGGGCACAUGAACCUCACCUUCGAGCAGCUUCGAAUCUUAAUGCAAAGCUUGCCCGGGAAGAAAGUCCCGACAGAAGACAUCGAAGAAACAGUGAAGAUGUGCAAAUCGAGUGAGCAGAUCCUGAAGCUGCUCAGCCUGUGGAGAAUUAAAAACGGUGACCAGGACACCCGCAAGGGCCUGAUGCACGCCCUGAAGCAUCUCAAGACGUACCACUUCCCCAAAACCGUCACACAGAGUCUGAAGAAAACCAUCAGGUUCCUGCACAGCUUCACCAUGUACAGACUCUAUCAGAAGCUGUUUUUAGAAAUGAUAGGGAACCAGGUCCAAUCAGUAAAGAUAAGCUGCUUAUAACUGGAAGCGGUCCUUGGGCUGUUUUUGCUCACCAUGGACCAGAUCCAAUGAAUGACUAAACUGUUUCUCAGGCACUGGGGGCAGGG
Messenger RNA from Phacochoerus africanus (Common warthog), 1526 nucleotides. RefSeq names its product TNF receptor superfamily member 11b (gene TNFRSF11B). Gene Ontology annotation, biological process: signal transduction. The record is from RefSeq and is a predicted model, not a curated record. Lineage: Eukaryota; Metazoa; Chordata; Mammalia; Artiodactyla; Suidae. Gene Ontology annotation, molecular function: protein binding.